Messenger RNA from Columba livia (rock pigeon), 4972 nucleotides. It is a transcript of the gene SNAP29, whose product is annotated as synaptosome associated protein 29. Gene Ontology annotation, biological process: synaptic vesicle fusion to presynaptic active zone membrane; exocytosis; synaptic vesicle priming. Gene Ontology annotation, cellular component: SNARE complex; plasma membrane. The record is from RefSeq and is a predicted model, not a curated record. The transcript is spliced from 5 exons. Gene Ontology annotation, molecular function: syntaxin binding; SNAP receptor activity. Lineage: Eukaryota; Metazoa; Chordata; Aves; Columbiformes; Columbidae. Bases 243 to 1010 code for a protein of 255 amino acids.
CUGUGGUGGUUCCUCCCGGCAACCGCCGGUCCCUCAGCCGCGCUCGUCCCGCCCCGGAGGGGGUGGUCUGGUGGCUUUGUGCAGUGGCGGCCUGUGGGCGGAAGGAACGGAGGAGACUGCGGCCUGAGGCGGCGGCGGUGAGGCAGGACAGGCCUGGUUCGGCCUCCGUGAGGAGCCAGGGUGGGGGCGCCGUCUACCUGAGGCGCUUAGCGCUCCAUUCGCGGCCCGCUGUCGGCAGCACCAUGUCGGCCAUCCCGAGGAGCUACAACCCUUUCGCCGAGGAGGAGGAGGAUGAGGAAACGGCGGCCUGGCCGGCGAGGGGCGGCGGGGAGGCGAGCGCAGCGGAGCGGCAGCGGUCCCUGCAGCAGGAGGUGCUCCGCCGCUCCGCCGCCACCGCCGACAGCACCGCCCGCUCCCUCUCGCUGCUCUACGAGUCCGAGCGCAUCGGGGUGGCCGCUUCCGAGGAACUUGUACGUCAAGGAGAGGCCCUGAAGCGCACAGAACAGAUGGUAGAUAAAAUGGAACAGGACUUGAAGACUAGUCAAAGGCACAUAAAUAGCAUUAAGAGUGUUUGGGGAGGCUUGGUAAACUACUUCAAAGCCAAACCUCCAGAGAGCAAGCCAGAGCAGAAUGGAACCCCUGAAUAUUAUGCUAACAGUAGAUUAAAGGAAGCAAUGAUGUCCAGUAAAGAACAAGAGUCAAAAUACCAGGAAAGUCAUCCAAAUUUAAGGAAACUAGAUAAUUCAGACAAUGAUUUUGGCAAAGCAGAUUUAGUUUCUUCAGUGCAGAGGGAUUCGUAUCCGAAGAACCAACACCUGCGAGCUUACCACCAGAAAAUUGAUAACAACUUAGAUGAGAUGUCUUCUGGGUUGAGUCGUCUGAAAAACCUAGCUCUUGGUCUGCAAACAGAAAUAGAUGAGCAGGAUGAUAUGCUGGAUCGGCUAACGAAAAAAGUAGAGACACUGGAUAUCAAUAUUAAAAGCACCGAUAAAAAAGUCCGGCAACUUUAAAGUAUUUUUAGAAUUUUUUUGUCCGGUGUCAGUUCUUCGUUGGAUGUCUUAUCUGAACCGAUCUCUUAAAUCUUGGACAAAGUUGGUUUGUUUUUUCUGAUACGCUAUUGAUUUUGUCAUUAAAAUUUCAUAAUCCUAAGUGCAGCAUAAUACCUUAAGUUUCUUCUUAAUGUACAUGGAGAAAAGUGCACGUUGAGUGAAAUCUCUCUGCACUUGGUAAAUGCUUUUGUGCUGGAUACCCUGCUCGAUUGUGUAAGUGUGUCAUGUGCGUGGAGGAAUUUGCAGUCUACAAAGCUCCAGUGUCCUUGGCCUGGGAGCUGUGAUGAGAAAAGUAACUACAUUUUGCCUCUGUUUUGGGGAGGGGGCAGGGGGAACAGAGUGUGCUUCUUUGUUCAGAACAAAUGUUGCUAAUUCUGUUUACCUACAGCUAUUUUAAAUUCUGAAAAAAUGCUGAUUUCCAGCUGUAAAAAUAAUUCUAAGUGACUGUUCUCUGGCAUUUCUGGGGCUUAAGGAAUGAACUGUUCUAUGGAAGUUGUGAAAUAUCAAGGGUGUCAUGCAGUAAUGAUAAUAUCCUGUGUGUGUUCCCUUUGCUAAGAUGACUUUUCCCGAAUGGUGGAUCCAUGAACUGUGGUAGUUGUUUGGGUCACUAAAUGCUAUCACCUUUACAAUGUUUCCAGUAAAGAUCUCUGAGGGUAUCUUAUGGUCUGCAAGAAACACUGAUUGACAGUGGCCCAGAAGUCUGGGUAACAAAAUGAGGACUUAAAUGUAUAUACUUUUAAAGAUUCUUUUGUAGAAAUUGUCACCAUCUGCAUUUAUAUUUUCUGCUCUUUCUCAGCUUAUUCAGUUAUUGUGGUUAUUUGAAAAAUAGCUUCCAUUUUAGAAAUGGAGAGUUGGUCUGAUACUGCUCAAACAGAUCAUAGGAGAUCAUUCUUUAACGUUUAGUUUGCAUGUCAUUAUGGACUCAGCAGCUGCUGCCUUUUCCCACGAAAUGCGACUGGUUUUAAAACACUCAGCUAUGGUUCAGGUACUUGUGUGUUGGCUUAGCAGGUGUGAAGAGUUCCUGCACAUGAAGAAAAGCUCAGAAAAUGUUGGAGUCUUCCAGAUACAAGUUGGGCCUUACAAUUUGUUUUAUUCUUUUGUGUGUGUCACUGUAGCACAAAAUAAUUACAAUUCCGCUCCUGCCUCGUGACAUGAUAAUGAGAACUUGCUGUCUUCAAAACAAGUAAUUUGGGUUUGGAGAGGCCAAGGGAUGUGUGUCAGUGUUGCAGCGCUCACUAUCGCAAAUGAGGAUGAGUAGCUAAUGAGAGAUAGUUACUGUUCUGAGUUGGUGCCACAUUAUCUUAUGAACUAAAAGAAAACCUUGAUGUUUAGGGCUAUCAAGCUUGUAUCCUCCAGAAACAUCACAUUCCUACUGUCCUGGUUCCUUUUUUAAAGGGAUUUGUUACCUUGAGCUCACUUGCUACAAAGUGCAGCUGAUUGUUAAGGAGAUAAAAGAAGACUUGAACCUUUCUUGGUUUGCUGUGUCUGCUGAAAGUUCACUUGCAGAAAAACAAAUCGCUAGAAAAUCCUCAGUUCUUGGGCAUAGUAUUGUGGAAAUAAAAAUAUUCCUGGGUUUACUAGCAAGGUAGAGCUGUGAAUUAGAUUUAAGGUGAACAUGUUUUCCCUUAUGUUACUGAUGUCAUUGGUUUCAGUCCCUAAAAAACCCCAGGCAUUUUGCAGGGACAUAAAACUACAAGAGCUAUUGAGUCCCUUUAAUUGCCUUUUAAUUGCCUUUGUGCUUUGUCUCAUGCUCAUUUGGAAUCUUGAAAACCUCAUUAAUAUCAAUGUAUCGGCUGUUUGGGUGUAUACCAUGAUUAAUUCUCUUUUAUUCUGUUGGAAUAUUUAUGAAUAAUAAGAUUUUAUGUCUUAGGAUGAUUGAUAUGUUUAUUUAGUUAAUGAUACCAAUCAUUAGUUUUCAAAAUGUUAAUUACCUCAGUGAAGGAAGAUUGGAACUUUGCUUAUACCUGUUUUAGUUUAUUUGACUUUCUGCUUUUAAUGAAAAGGGUGAAAAUAAUUGUAUGUUUUCUUAUCCCAAUGCCGUUUAACAGAAGCAUUUUCAUCUUGAAAAGAAUUUAGAAAUUCUGUGAGAGAAUACUAAAAAAUUGCAUAGUAGUUAAUGACAUGACUUGUAAUGUGAAAUGUACCUUCACCUGUAUGCAACUACUUCACAACUAUGUUAUUUCCAAAGGAAGACUUUGGUAACUAGGAUGUCAUGCUGAGACUUUCUCCACUAGACUAUGGUCAGUGGAGGAAAAAUGUAGCUGGGGAUUUAGUUGUGUUAUGUGUAAUAAGUGAUGUGGAGCUUCAAUCCAAACAACUAUGGUUGAUUUAAGAGCAAAGUGAAGUUGUAUAAGCCUUAUCAUAUUUGUACUGCAUCCUGGAUAACUUUGCCUUUAAAAACACAGGCAGGGAAGGGGAAAACAAAUCCCUGUUUCUGCUUGGAGACCCUUUGUGAUCCAGGCAGAGUGGAAAACCGGGAUCUCAGCCAUGUGGGAGCUUUGCAGAGGUGUCAAACUUCUCGUGUCUUCUAACAGUCCCACACACUGGCUCAGGAGCGGAUGUCUUUGCUUGGGCUUUUCCGCUCUAUUUAUUGGUGGGUUUGGUUUGGUUUUGUUUUAUCUUAAUGGCCUUGUUUAAAGGCUCAUUUCCCACACCUCAUGGGUAUAAAUGCAUUUGUUACAAACUGAAUUCCCUUUCUUAAGUUAAUACAGAUGCUUUAUGCUGAUAAAGAGCUUAAGUCUAACUGACAUGAGGAGACCACACUGUUGUGUAAUAGUGUGGUAUGGGUUUUUUUUUUUUGCUGGUUGGAAUAACUUUCUGUUGUGCAGAACAGGGAAAUGCAAUAGAAAAAACACACGAAUUUUGCCUUUUCAGGAAAUGUCAUUUUGCAUGUGUUAUGAAGGAUUAAAGUAGCUGUUCUUACUAUUUCCUGAGAUAAGUUUUAUUUCUUCUUGAAUACUGUUGAAAAAUAUACCUUGUACAGGGCAUAGGACUUUCAGAAGAAAUUUAAUUUACACUCAAGCACUAACUUGGUAAGUUAAAUGAUUUUGCCUAAAUACUCUUGUUGGCAUAGGAGACGGGUGUCCUUGCAGCAAAAUAGCUCUGGUUUAUUUUAUUCUUAUUGGUGUGAGUAGAAGUUUAAUAUUAAAGUCAGAAGAAGAUAGCCCCCAAAAAUAUAUAUUUCAAGUCUUCUUUAUAAAAGGAAAGUUUCUUGCUGCUUAGGAAGUUUGCUUAUAAAUUUCAAAGAGCUGUUAAACACUAGGAAGCAGCGUAGCUUUCCUAACACAGACAUAAGACAUACUCUCAAAACAGCAAGUGAAAAACAAGUGGGAAUAAGCAAUAUCUGACUACUAGAGUCCCAGGUGUAUUAGAUUGUAAAAUUUCCUGAGCAUUGAAUGAAAUUGCAACAAGUGAUGCGUAGCUGAAUUUUAGUCUGUGCUUCCAAGACUUGUUGGUGUGCUGAACUCCGGCUUAAUGGAAUUGUUGGGACACUGCAUGGUGUCAGGGGUUUUUUAACGUGUGAAAUUCAUCUGAUAUGUUUUGCUGCCUUGUGGUUUUUGUGAUGUCAUUUGUUAAAUGGUGAAAUAGAAAAGACUUUCCACCACUCUGCCUUCUGAGCAAACAGAUUUUUGUAGGCAUUUUUACAAGCAUAACGUAAUUUGGAGGUUAUGUGUUAAUUUUUACUUUGGAAUAUAUGUGGCUUAAUUUUUAAAAUCACAGGCAGUGAUUUUUUUUUUGUGUCCGUGGCAUUUUUUAAUAGUACUUUAAUUCUCUGCCACCCAGAUAUAAGUUUUUAUACAAAUCAAAUUCAAAUAUCCUUUUAUUUAAAUGCUAAACUGGACUGUGGUUUAGCAAUUCAGGAGAUCGAAUGAAAUGAGUGUUGAACAGUAAAAUGGUCAAUAAAGGAGCUUAUUGUUAAUGGA